UGUAGGGUGACCUCUUCUUGAUUUGUUUAACUUGAUGUCAUGUAUUGGUGCGAGCACAAGGCCGUCAAUUUGGGCAGGACUACUUUUCAGGAAACGAGUCCUAGGGAAGGAAGUGAAGAUUAGGUGCCCUUAACUACCACUGCCAUCAUCAUUUUCUCGCACAGAAUGGAAGGGACUAUAUAUAAGAACCAUGGGAAUACAAGGGCUGGGAAACAUAUCAUUCCACACGUACCUUCCUUUUUCUGCUCGCUUUCGGCCUCCUCUUGAGGUCGUCAAUGAGGUUCCUAUGGAUGGUGUUCGCCCUGUCCUGCGCGGCCCUCGUCGCAGGCUUACCCUUCAAGAAAAGGGCAUCCGUCUGCAAUGGCCAUGCAGAGCUCUGUUCACGAAGCUAUGCGAACGUCACCUUCAUCGGCGCACACGAUUCAUUCGCUUUCAGUGAUAAUUCGCUCGCAGUUUCUAGGGAUCAGCGCCUUAAUAUCAGCGAACAGCUUGAUCUGGGUGUAAGGCUUCUACAGGCUCAGUCUCACGUCGAAGACGAUGAGCUACAUUUCUGUCAUACGAGCUGCAAACUAUUCGACGGUGGACCAGUUCUUCACUACCUGAAGACUGUGAAGACCUUUCUCGAUACGCACCCUAACGAAGUUCUUACUCUCCUUUUCACCAACCCCGAAGGUCAGCCAGUAGAUGCGGUUUGGAAACCUCUCUUUGAUCAGGCUGGUCUUACAACGAUGGCAUUCGUACCCGAUCAUGUACCUCUGAAGUACUCCGAAUGGCCUACCUUGGGACAGAUGAUCAACACCGGCAAACGACUAGUCGUUUUCCUGGACUCCGGCGCAAAUACUACCGCUGUUGACUUUAUCCUCCCGGAAUUCCAGAUGGUCUGGGAAACCCCAUUCAGCGUGACGAACUCGAGUUUUCCUUGUUCGAUCGAUCGGAUACAAGGUCCUCUGCCUUCCGAAGACCAUCUGUACAUGAUCAAUCAUUCGCUGAACAAGAAUUAUUUCCCGAUUGGACCUGGGAUUAUCGUCAGCGAUCCUGUGGAUGCGAAUAUAACGAAUAGUGUCCUAUCGUAUGUUGUUACCUAUCCUUUUCCUCUUUCUUUCGUUCCUUCCCUCGUACUGAUAUCUCCAAUAGAAUCAUGGAGAACGUCCGAGGAUGCGCACCUCUAGCUAACAAACGCAACCCGAAUUUCAUACUUUUGGAUUUCGUGGGAGAUGGGGAGGCGAUUGAAGCUAUGGAAGUGUUGAAUGGGUUUCAGUGCGUCGUUUUUUCUUUUUCAUUUCUCUGUUCCGAAUCUCCGAAAGGCGGCCUUCUGAUGGGUGAUUUACAUCGGUUCCACCUUCUUCUAGGUCACUGGAUCCCCCUGCUGCGAAUUCACCUGUAAAUGCCAAUUCGGGUGUUAGGCUGGACAUGGAGGGAGGAAGGUUUGGAGGUUUGGAAAUGUUUUUACUACUUAUCGUUCCGGUGGUCGUCGAGAUGUUCUACGUUUGAUGGUAGAGUGUUAUGACCCGUUUUACGACUCUCACUUUAUGACAUUACGAAACCUUAAUAGUUACCCAGCUUUAUUGUUGUAUACCAUAUCUUGUACUGUUAGUUUAGCCAUACCCUCGGCCGCUCAAUGUACGCGUCUCGUAAGUAGCAUCUCGGGUACCGGA
Messenger RNA from Marasmius oreades (fairy-ring Marasmius), 1655 nucleotides. RefSeq lists its product as uncharacterized. The record is from RefSeq and is a predicted model, not a curated record. Gene Ontology annotation, molecular function: phosphoric diester hydrolase activity. Gene Ontology annotation, biological process: lipid metabolic process. Bases 276 to 1169 code for a protein of 297 amino acids. The transcript is spliced from 9 exons. NCBI's taxonomy places the organism in Eukaryota, Fungi, Basidiomycota, Agaricomycetes, Agaricales, Marasmiaceae.